Osmerus eperlanus (European smelt) is the source of this 1116-nucleotide messenger RNA. RefSeq names its product esterase D/formylglutathione hydrolase (gene esd). Gene Ontology annotation, cellular component: cytosol. Gene Ontology annotation, molecular function: S-formylglutathione hydrolase activity. Lineage: Eukaryota; Metazoa; Chordata; Actinopteri; Osmeriformes; Osmeridae. Gene Ontology annotation, biological process: formaldehyde catabolic process. The coding region runs from base 143 to 991 and encodes 282 amino acids. The transcript has 9 exons. The record is from RefSeq and is a predicted model, not a curated record.
ACGGCCACAACUUGAAGGGAGGUGUCCGUGACACUGACGUUUCAACACGGUGCUGCCUCCAUAGUUGGACUCCAGACCCAAGCAAGCGGGGAAGUUAGCUUAAAAUAAAUUGUUUAGGUACGAAUCUGAUUUUAUACAAGUCAUGGCCCUUACUCAAGUAUCAUCCAAUAAAUGUUCUGGCGGCUACCAGAAGGUGUUUGAGCAUGACAGCACUGAGCUGAAGUGUAAAAUGAAGUUUGCCGUCUACCUGCCACCAAAGGCAGAGAGUGGCAAGUGUCCAGUCAUGUAUUGGCUAUCCGGGUUGACAUGUACCGAACAGAACUUUAUCACCAAGGCUGGCAGCCAGCAGGCAGCAUCAGAACAUGGCAUCAUCCUCGUUGCCCCCGACACCAGCCCCCGCGGCUGUAACAUCGAAGGUGAAGAUGAGAGCUGGGACUUUGGGUCAGGAGCUGGCUUCUACGUCAACGCCACCCAGGAACCCUGGAAGACCAACUACCGCAUGUACUCUUACAUCACAGAGGAGCUCCCCAAGCUAAUCAACGCUAACUUCCCCGCUGACCCAGAGAGGAUAUCCGUGUCUGGACACUCCAUGGGGGGCCACGGGGCGCUGAUCUGUGCCCUGAAGAACCCUGGGAAAUACAAGGCGGUGUCUGCGUUCGCCCCCAUCUGCAACCCUAUCCAGUGUGCCUGGGGACAGAAGGCUUUCUCAGGCUACCUCGGAGCUGAAAAGGCCAGCUGGGAGGAGUACGAUGCCACCGUGCUAGCGGCCUCCUACUCGGGGCCCCAGCUGGACAUCCUGAUCGACCAGGGCCGUGACGACCAGUUCCUGUCGGCCAGCCAGCUCCUACCCGACAACCUCAUCGCAGCCUGCUCAGAGAAGAAGAUCCCCGUCGUAUUCAGACUGCAGCCGGGUUACGAUCACAGCUACUUCUUCAUCUACUCAUUCAUCAACGACCACAUCAAGCACCACGCCAAGUAUCUGAACGCUUGAGACAGCGACCGCGGGACCAUAUCUGUGCUUUUUACUGUGAGUCCACCUGGUGAAGGUACAGUCAUGUUCUGUUCAAGUGGGCUUGACAAAAUAAAAUACAUUAUUUCUUGUCAGUGGGUUUGGAA